AGUCAUCAAAAGAGAUGACUAGGUCCUGGGUUGGAGAUUGAUCUCCAGGAAUGAGUAACAGUUCUGUCUUGCAGGGAUUGAGUUUUAGAUGAUGAGCUGACAUCCAUAGUGAGAUAUCUCGCAGACAUGCUGAGACGCGAACUGAGACUUGUGUGUCUGAAGGAGGAAAUGACAGAAUGGGCUGAGUAUAAUCUGCAUAGGAGUGGUAGGAGAAGCCAUAGGAGGCUAUGACUUUACCUAGAGAGCGGGUGUAGAUAGAGAAAAGAAGCGGGCCAAGUACAGAGCCCUGAGGAACACCGGUUGAGAGAGUGCAUGGAGGGGACAUAGAUCAAGAAGAAUGAGGACCGAUGACAGUUUGGCUGCAUGAAGCUUCUCAGUAACCAACACAAGAGCUGUUUCUGUAGAAUGUGCUGCCUUGAAGCCAGACUGGUACGAAUCGUGGAGGUCAUUCUGAGUGAGAAAGAAGAUAGUUGGUUAUAGACAGCACUUAUAGAAUUGCUUAUAAAAUUCUGUGGUAAUUUCAAUUAUGAGCUUUUUUGUCAGAAUCUGAGAAUGGUGAUGAUGAUGAUUAUGAAAAUGUUGAGGAGAUGGAUGGAUGUCCAACAGCCAGCGUUCACACAGAUGUUUCUGAUUGUGCUGAUUGGAAAAAUAAAGAGAGAGAAUACACUUCUGAGAACAGGGCAGAAACAGACACGACCAAGGGGACGCAAAUUUAUUCACAUCCUAUUUCAGAACCAUGGGAGUUAAUAUGGAGUUGUAGUCUCCACUUUCUGCAUGUGGGAAGGCUUUUCCAUCACAUUUUGGAGUGUGUCUGAUGUAAUUGAUGUGUGUCUGAUGUCAGAAGCUGAUGGACGAGAAAAGUCAGGUCUCUGUGAAGAGCAGGCACGCGCACAGAUAGACCCCUAGUGGUGCUCAAGCACCUGCCCUUUUGCCAUGGAAGAGAAAAGUGCCCUAUCUGCUGGAGCCCAAUUUUUUUCUACAUUCAUCAUUACUUAAAAAUAAAAAUUACCCUCUCUGUCAUCUAUUCCCCCCAAAAGUGUUUUGAUAUCUGACGGGCAUUUAUUUGAGUUCUUGUGAGAAUUCUGCCUUUGCGCGCACAAGCUCCCGCCUUGCCCCUCCCUCCUCCUCCGGUUAGCACUCAUGCAGUGCUGAGUGCCAGGCCAAACCGCUGCUACACACUUCUUCUCUGACCAGCAGUAUCAGACAGACAGCAUAAUGCCAAGAAAAGAAAGGUUACAAAAGCAGAAAGAAAAGGAAACUACAGCAGCAUCUCAGGAUUUCAGUCAGUCAGUCUCACUUGAUAGAGUUAGUGAGCAGUACGCCAACGCUACAGCUUUACUGAAGAUGCAAGAAAAUGAAACUACAGAAUUGAAAUCAAGUUUGGAUAAAGUUCAAGAGAGCUACGAGAGUGCAUCAAAACAACGUGAUGGUAAAUCAUUUACCUACAAAUUAAAAUCAAGUUUGGAUAAAGUUCAAGAGAGCUACGAGAGUGUAGCAAAACAACGGGAUGGUAAAUCAUUUACUUACAAAUUAAAAUCUAAUUUGGAAAGAGUUCAAGUGAGCUACGAAGCUGCAUCAAAACAACUGGACUCAUUAAAAGCUAAAGAGCGAGAGUGUAAACAGCUGGAGGAAAAACGUCAGUGCAUGCAUGAAGUCAUUUCUAAAGAAAAGAAGAGCUGUGAGCUGUGUGAUGAAGGAUGGAGGUCUCCUGGGUUGAAGUGCUACUUUUUCUCCACUAAUAAUAUGAACUGGACAGAGAGUCGAGAUUCCUGUGUUGAGAAAGGAGAUCACCUAGUGAUCAUAACCAACCAAGCAGAGCAGGAUUUUUUAUCCUCAAAUAUUAAAGAAACUCACUGGAUGGGUCUGAAUGAUCUGGAGACGGAGGGAAAGUGGAUGUGGGUGAACAACAAGACCUUGGAUGAGACCGGUGUGAAGUUCUGGUAUACAAGGGCAGAUGAACCCAGUGAGCCUGAUAACUGGAAAGUGGAGGACUCUUCUGGAGAGAACUGUGCUAGUUUGGGGAAUGAAGUUGGUACUGCUGAUAGAUGGUUUGAUGCUUCUUGCCAUAAGAGGAAAAAGUACAUCUGUGAGAAGUAAAAAAAGAUGGAGAAAUCUUUUUUUUUUUUUAAGAGAGAAGAACACUGUCUGGUUGGUUAGAUGUUUAAACUUGGUUUGGUUAUUUUGUGUAACUCACAAAGCUGAAAAAAACCCAGCAAGCUUUAGAUUUACCUGUGAGAGAUUUUAAUACAUAUUAUAUUUUCUUUUAUUUACGCAAUGCUUGUGACUGUACUCGUGUAAGGAACAAUAAAAGUAUAACGGUU
Trichomycterus rosablanca is the source of this 2321-nucleotide messenger RNA. RefSeq names its product CD209 antigen-like protein E. The record is from RefSeq and is a predicted model, not a curated record. The coding region runs from base 1216 to 2097 and encodes 293 amino acids. The transcript is spliced from 11 exons. Gene Ontology annotation, molecular function: signaling receptor activity. Lineage: Eukaryota; Metazoa; Chordata; Actinopteri; Siluriformes; Trichomycteridae.